Messenger RNA from Acipenser ruthenus (sterlet), 2672 nucleotides. Its product is annotated as transcription factor Sp5-like. The transcript has 2 exons. Gene Ontology annotation, biological process: regulation of transcription by RNA polymerase II. Lineage: Eukaryota; Metazoa; Chordata; Actinopteri; Acipenseriformes; Acipenseridae. Bases 279 to 1322 code for a protein of 347 amino acids. The record is from RefSeq and is a predicted model, not a curated record. Gene Ontology annotation, molecular function: DNA-binding transcription factor activity, RNA polymerase II-specific; RNA polymerase II cis-regulatory region sequence-specific DNA binding.
UGAAAUGACCCCCAAGGAUUUCAGGAUUGGUUGCUUCAGCCGACAUCAAAAGGGGUGCAGCGGCGCUCGAAGGCGAUUGGUUGCGAGGAGAGCCAAAAGGUUUUUCCAAAGGAGAGAAAAACACUGGAGCAAGCACUGAUCUCUGCAAAACUAAACUCUGGAACUGAGCUGUCCUGAAAGAGGAUUACUGUCGAUGCACUCCCGUACUGUACCUACAACUGUACCGCUGUAGCGGGCGCGCCGAUCGCUUCUUUUGGUUUGGAAUAAGAUAUAGACAGAUGGCUGCACUUGCAGUGCCGAGAAGCGAUAACUUUCUACACACAUUUUUACAGGACCGGACUCCGAGUUCAUCCCCUGACAGUGGACCCUAUCCUUUGGCUUUCCUGGCUUCCACUUGUGGACAAGUAAGACCGAUCGGGACCUCAUCCUCCGAGGUGCCUCAGUUUCCAUAUGACCCAGCAGUGGGAUCAACUGCUGGAAUGUUUCAGCUCUGGAGCAACGAGGUUCCUGCGAGCACCGGAAUGGGAUCCCACCAGAUGACCUUCAGCGUUCCCAAACUCCAGUACCCAGGACACAUGUCCGCCCACCACGAACUUCCUCUAACCCCCCCGGCAGAACCCUCCACAUACUCCUUCGAACUGUCUCCAGUCAAGGUACUGACAUCCCAGGUCCAGAACCCUUCAUACCAUUACCCCCAGACCAACCAGAACUUCUCCAACUUUCUCCAGAACUCGUCUGGCUUGCCUGGAAGGCAUCACCUGCACGGUGGGCAUGUGGAGGACACCCAGCAGUGGUGGAGCCUCCAGCAAAGCAACACCAACAACAGCGGCCAUCCGUUCACCCUGGGGAGGCCCUUGGUUUUGGGUCACCAGCCCCAGAUUGCUGCCCUUCUCCAGGGCUCCUCCAAAAGCUUGCUGACCACCACCAGAAGAUGCAGGAGGUGCAAGUGUCCCAAUUGCCAGUCCUCAAGCAACGGAGGCAGCACAGACGAGCUGGGCAAGAAGAAGCUUCACAUCUGUCACAUCCCAGAGUGCGGCAAGGUCUACAAAAAGACAUCCCACCUUAAGGCUCACCUGCGCUGGCACGCUGGUGAAAGGCCCUUCAUCUGCAACUGGCUCUUCUGUGGGAAAAGCUUCACCCGGUCCGAUGAGCUUCAGCGCCACCUCAGGACUCACACUGGAGAGAAGAGGUUCAGCUGCCAGGAGUGCGGCAAGAGGUUCAUGAGGAGCGACCACCUUUCCAAACACGUCAAGACGCACCAGAACAAAAAGAGCAAACAGCCCGGAGGAGACGCUCUUCUCAGCAGCAUCAAGAAAGAGUAGAGCCGUGGGUGUUUGGGCAUUCUGACUGGCCACCUAAAGUGUAUUUAUUCUCUAAAGCAUCGCUGGGCUCAGCAACUAAAGCUGUCCUUCAGAUACAAUAUUCUGGCAUUCUAACUGGCCUCCUCUUCCAUGCCUUUUGGAAUUGUUCUGACCAUUUCUGUGAAUGGAUUGCUUAGCAACACACUUCGAUCCUGCGGACAAUAGGGGUCUUACGGAAAAUGAACAUUCCAGAACAUCUUGGCCGGUACAAGACUAUUAAAAACUGCUGAUAUACAGUAGAAGUACUUUUUUAUUAUGUGCUGCUACAAUACACAAACUGUUUCCUGGGGACCAAAAUGUUCUGCGUCGAAACUGUUUAUCACUGGCAAUGCAGACUUUUAUGUUACAGUGUGUAUUGUACGUUUAAUACAUUAUUUAAGGUUUUUAAAUGGUUGUUUCCUUAAAUCCUGGUACCUCUGGAAUCGCCCUUUUCCCAUUGUACCAUGGAUCAGGGAUUAUAUAAAUAUUUCGUGUAGCGCAAGCCAGGGCAAUGAAAGUACUGAGAAGCCUGGAUCGGGUUUGAGGUGCUUGUGAAACUUGAGAUUGAAAAGAGCAGCUUGUGAUCAAGCUGCUUUGAGGUUUGGGCUUGAGAGAUAGGGAGAGGAAAGGGGGUCCCCAUUUGAUUGAUGAUAACGAGGGCUCAGCCUCAGGCCAGUUGCUCGGCAACAUCGGGGACCAGAAAUUAGGAACCUGAAAGGAAAUUAUAGAAAAGAGUUCCCUGACUGGUCCAGAGCUGCCCUCAGAUGAGGUGAGAUAUCCGAAGCCGGGCACGGAGAAGCAACCGCAGGGAACCUAGAAGAAGUAGGAAAGAGAUGAGUUAGUUUAGGACUCGAGCGCCUGAAUAUAGGCUGAAAGAAAACAGAACCUCUUGAUUGAGGUGAGAUCACGCACAUGAGCUGCGAAAGAAUAGUGUGUGUCCAGGCGUACAUACAUACACACACCAUUUGUACAUUUGAACUGCAUAUAGAAAGUCUCCAGUCGCUUAAAAUAUCAAUUAUUUAUAUAUGUAUGGUUUGAAUGAAAUGUUUUAUAAAGAAAUAUGAUAUCUAGAGAUUAUGUUCUAGGCAAUACAAGAAUGUCAAAGUCAGUGUUCUUAGUUACACGUAUGUAUGGAAAAGGGAUUCAGGCUUUAUUGACGAUACUGCACUAUAAUCUUACAUUCAUGUAAAACGUAUAGGUGAAGGUGCAAUACCAUGACAAAACACAUAUUUUGUAUUAAUUGUUCCUCGGUUCAAAGUUGUAUAUAUAUAUUUGUACGCAACCUGGUGUAAAGUGAGGCAGCAUGUCGGAAAUUAUUUGAACCUGAAAUAA